Messenger RNA from Magnusiomyces paraingens, 3114 nucleotides. RefSeq lists its product as uncharacterized. The record is from RefSeq and is a predicted model, not a curated record. NCBI's taxonomy places the organism in Eukaryota, Fungi, Ascomycota, Dipodascomycetes, Dipodascales, Dipodascaceae. The coding region runs from base 1 to 3114 and encodes 1037 amino acids. The transcript is spliced from 2 exons.
AUGAAAUCUAAAUCAUCAGUUUCUACCACAAUUGACAAUCCAAGUCUCAUUUAUUACCUUGAGACGCGCUUCAACUUCGAGGCUGAGCUUUUAACUCCAAAUACUUUUUUUCCUGGAGUGUCAAAAAACAUUUCAACUUCACCUACUUCAUCUAUUGCUCCUUCACCUUCAACGACUUCACCUUCAGCAUGGGAGUAUCUUUUUGAAGAGUUCCACAAGUCACAUACUCCUGAAAACUUAAUUAAAUUUGAAGGCGAAUUACGGUCACGCCAGGCUCCAGGGCUGGAAUACAGUGAUGCCACUAGUUUUAUUUACGAUGCCAUACUAUUGAUAAGUCAGUUUUACGAAAAAGACGUCGGUCUUUUGAAUGCUAUUCUUAAUCUGGUUAACGAAUUGACCCACCAUAGUAGAGCUAAAAAGUACUUCCCCUACAUUAUUGUUCCGCGCAAUGUUUUGUUGGCAUUGUCAUUUGCUGUAACUGCAAGUGUUGAUAAAGGACUUUCAGCAACUUUUUUUGCCUUGGCAAUGCAGGUGAUCACAUCUUUUGAUUCAAGCUGCCUACCAGUCAAAUUAGUUUAUAGCUUGUUUUUGCCUAAGGAAUCUUUUGGGGGAUAUUUUCCACAUAAACUCAUCACCUCUAUAAACGCUUCCCGUUAUGUGUCAUGCCCUAUAGAUUCUCAUCCAUUUUCGUCUUUUCAAAUCUCUUCCAAUGAUAACUUUGGCAAUGAUGAUGAAUAUGAUGAAGAAUAUGAUGAAGAAAAUAAAGUUGAUUGUGACAUGAACUCUGACUCUUCUUACAUAUCUCAUUUACGUCGUUGCUUAUGGCUUAUGACUAUUCUUAAUGCUAACAAGGCAAAAAAAGAAAGUUCUGAAUCCCAAGAACUGUGGGAUUCUGUAAUGGCUGAAGCUGGAUUUAUGAGUAAUAAGCCAGGCUUUAAGUUUGCAUCUUUAUAUGAAUGCAUUCCUAAAAUUUUUUUACUUGUCGGAUCUUCUGAGACAGACUGUAUUAUCAACCAACUCAAGAUGAAUAGCCAUCGACCUAUUUCUAUUUAUGAGAUUACGGCCAUGUAUUUAGAGAUUUUUCGAAUUCACCCAGAAGUAUAUUAUGAAAUGAUCAAGACUGCAGAAUUUGUCAAAUGGAUUCCUGACGCAAUAUUAAACUUUAGUCCAAUAAUGUCUUUAAAGAAUUUGCCUUAUCAAUCAGCGAAUCCACGCAUUCGGGCUCGUACUGAUGUGCUAUUUAACGGAGGAGCCAUUCUGCCUUACUCAUCUUCAAUUGCACCAUCAUUGACUUCUACAACUUUCUUUGAGGCUGUGGAGUCUCAAUCAUGUCUCGAUGAAAAUGAAACUAAGCAUCUUUCUCAUGAGCAAGGAAAUAUUCUACCUGUAUCUACCCCUUCAAACUUGAAUCGCAUGGAUAGUACCAAAAGUACUGCCACUCAUAUGACAGUGGCAAGUGAAGCAACAAUUACUCUUGCAAACUCAAAAGACUGUACUUCUGUUAAAUCAUGUUUUGAGGAACCUUCUUCUGCUUCUAGUAUGUUUUCCGAAAAAUCUAAGCGAAGCAUGGUUCUCGAUGUUGUUCCUGAUGAUGAUGAGGAAUCUCAAGUCAACCUUGGAAAUGACUCAAUGUCAACUGAAGUAAUUGAAAGACCUGAUGACACUAUUGAGAUUCAAUGUGAAGCUUUAACCGCUAGCAAUAACCCAAUACCCAUAAGCUCUAGUACUGCGGAAAUAUUGGAUACUUCUAAUUCAAACGUUACUUUAGUUGGUUCAAAUAAUGCUAAAGUCAUUUGUGUUGAUGAAAAACAAAAAGCAUUUAUUGAAAAAAACGAGAAAAAAGAUUAUCGAAAUAAGAAAAGAAAUGGUAUCAAUGAAAGUGGCAGUGAUACAAAGGAACAAAAUGAUGGGAAAAAAGAUAGUAAUUUAUCGUUAAACGAAUUUCGCGCAUACCUCAAGGCUCCACUUAAAGAUGCAAAAAAAAAUCAUCAUACCAAGGAACAUAAUUUUUGUGAACAAAACCCAACCAAGGAAUCUCAAAGGCGUCCUCGUCACCAUCAUAGAAGUGGAGGAAAAAGUACCAGAUCUAAAUCAAAGCCAGGAAAAACUAGAGAAGCACUGGAGAAUGCAUCUUUUUUAGAAGAUCUCAAUCAAAACCAAACUACUGAAUUGGAUUCUUCUGAAACCCAAGGAUUAAAUUCUAAAAGUGUUUUGCUUGAAAAGAAUUUAGUCCAUUCCAAAAAGACUGAAUUGCCAAAGUCACCAUUAGAAUCUAUCUCUAUCACUACUAAGAUCAGUCACAAAGAUACCACAUUUUCUAGAUCUGAUUCUAAAGCCACUUGCAGUGAUCAAAUGAAUAAUGGUGUACUGAGACAUGUUCCUAUGGGUAUUGUGCAAGUGCAAUUGGCUCCUGAAAUUAAGAAAACUUCUCAUAGGACCGCUAAGGGAGCUUCUAGUAUUAACUUUGCAUCAGAUAUUGUUUUGAUUCCGCAAAAAAUUAAUUUUUCAGGUAUUGUUGUGGAGCCUGAAAGUGCUGAAAUUGGAAAUUUUAAAGAUUCAAGUCUUGAAAGCAUUUCUGAGGGUAAUUGUUCUUCUUCUUCCACUAAAUUAGAAAGAACAACUAGUAGAGCAAGCAAAGAUGAGGAAAUGGUGCUUAAAGGAGAGGAGAUGGCACAAAUUGCAAGUGUCAUUGAACGACUUGAAAGCGCCGACGGAUCUAUUGGAAGUUCUGAUAAAGAAGUUGUUCAGCCCACUGAUGGAGAUGGUGAAUCAUUUCACAGUACUCAGUUUCAAGAGAGUUCUUCAAGCGCUAAUUUGGAAAAAACAGGGAAGGACCAAAAACAAAUUUCAGGGAAAUUUGAAUUUGAUAAGUGUGAAAAGUUGCUGAAAGCAAAAAUAGUUGAAAAAGAGAUUAAUAAAGCAUAUCGCAAAACUUUAGAAAGUGGUGAAUCUCUACUAAGAACAUCUAACAAAGCUCAACGAACUCUUUCUGAGAGGUUAACACAAAGCCAUAUUAGCAACAAGUAUAUGGCAUACAAGCGAGUGUUCCCGGAUGAUGAAAUUCAAGAAAUGCAAGAAGACAUGAUGAAGAAAAAUAUGCUAAAAGAAAAAUAA